AUGACCACAGGAAAUGACACCACGCCAGGCCCCUCUAACGAGGGAGGAGCAACGAUAGGACGGGUAGCUGUCCGCAUUCCCGAAUUUUGCGCCUCGAACCCAGCACUGUGGUUCAGCACGGUUGAACGCAGUUUCGAAGCAUCAGGGGUGACUGCAGAAUACACGAUGUCCGGAUACGUAUUGGGCGCACUAAACCCGGUGUAUGCGGCGGAGGUCCGGGACGUGAUUAUGAACCCGCCGGUUUCUGGACAGUACCAGAGAUUAAAGACAGAGCUGAUUCAACGGCUCAGCUCAACGCAGGAGCUGAAGACCCGACGUUUACUCGAGUCAGAAGAGAUCGGCGAUCGAAAGCCGUCGCAGUAUCUGCGGCAUCUGAAAAGACUAGCGGGAACCGCAGUCUCCGAUAGCGUUCAGCGCACACUCUGGAUGGGAAGAUUACCCACAAAUAUGCAGGUCAUUUUGGCCACCCAGAAGGACGCGGAACUGGACAAGGUGGCCGACCUGGCCGAUGCGAUCACCCGCGGUCGUUGA
Megalopta genalis is the source of this 531-nucleotide messenger RNA. Lineage: Eukaryota; Metazoa; Arthropoda; Insecta; Hymenoptera; Halictidae. The record is from RefSeq and is a predicted model, not a curated record.